Messenger RNA from Amoebophrya sp. A25, 403 nucleotides. NCBI's taxonomy places the organism in Eukaryota, Dinophyceae, Syndiniales, Amoebophryaceae. The record is from the annotation of a GenBank genome assembly.
UAGAUGGCCAGCGGAGGACCUUAGCUCAUCGAAAAUGUGGUCUCUGGAUGGAAGAAUGGAAGGACCACGCAAAGACAGGAGUGGAUAUGCAGCACAGGAGAGGCACAACAUUUAGCACUCUUACCGUAGAAGAUUUGCUUUGUCGCGGCACACAAACACAACAAGAAGCAGGAGUACAAGAAGCCUGCAGCACGGGAAGGUCUUUACGGCAAUAUCUGAAAAAGAUGCACGAGGUAGAGGCGUCAGCGUCUGAGCUCCCACUAACUGAGGAAGAGUUGGAUUUGCUAGAAGGACCUCCAGUAGAUCAAGAAGGCUCUCUACAGCCGCAAGCACCUCCCCAAGACCAUGAUUGGCUUUUAGUGAGCUUUGAGCAAGUGCAGAAGAUGACUGCGCACAAUCGACG